This is a messenger RNA of Solanum tuberosum (potato), 919 nucleotides long. RefSeq names its product replication protein A 70 kDa DNA-binding subunit D-like. Lineage: Eukaryota; Viridiplantae; Streptophyta; Magnoliopsida; Solanales; Solanaceae. The transcript has 6 exons. The coding region runs from base 35 to 919 and encodes 294 amino acids. The record is from RefSeq and is a predicted model, not a curated record.
UACUACUAUUUGGUUACCUAUAUUUCUUACAACCAUGGUACUAAGACUGAACAUCGACCAAAUAAAACCAGCAACACAAGAUUGGAUUUGCAAAGUUCAAAUUGUCGAAAUAGGACGCCCCCGAGAAAGCCUUGACAAGAAAUGUACAUUCCAAAAUUUAAUUUUGGAAGAUGAACAGGAAUGCCAAAUUAGGGCCGUUAUGUACACUAAUGAAAUCGAGCAGUAUGCAGCUAAACUUAAACUCUUCAAUACAUACCUCAUCUCUACUGCAAGAGUGAAAGUCUCACCAACCUCAUACGGCAAACCAAUACAUCAAUUUUACUGGAUUCUUGACAAAGAAACAGUAAUUGAACAAAUCAAACCAUCUAAUGAAGUUGAAAAGCCGCUUCCACCGCCAACCAAACUGAAUAUCACCAGUUUUGACCGCAUUCCUCAUCUAAUGGUUGAUUCUGCUGCUGAAAUAGAUGUACUGGCAGUCGUUCUUCGUUGUGGCCCUCAAAAAAACGCCGGUCACAGUCAUCAUAGGUGUCGAGAAAUUACCCUUUGUGACAAUCAGCAAAAUCAGUUCCUCUUCACUCUAUGGGAGGAUUUCGGAGAAAUAGAAGGACACAAAAUUUCUUCAAAAAUGGCAACAGAGACAGAUCUCCUUGUAAUUCUUGGAAAAAGUAUAGGAAUCUCUACUUAUCAAGGGCUGUCACUGCAGACUAGGUACAAUUCCACAGUACGGGUGAAUCCAAAUUACCCCCAGGCAGUUGCACUCCUCAACUGGGCAAAAGAAAACAAAACAAUGUUGUUAAGUUCUCCAUCAGAUACAACCUCAACAAGCUCAUCUAUCACUCCCAUGAUAGUCACCCCUUCUGGCCAACAACUUAUCUCUAUUGCAGAUAUCUCAUCAGUACCUUCCAUAAGUCAUACUUAA